AUGCUACGCCUCCUGUCGCUCAAGUUUGGCCGCGUCUACCGGUGCGGAAAGUUCCUGUUUGUGGCAGCGCUGUUCGUAAUCCUGCUGAUGAACACACAUAACCUGUUUGCCUCUUUCCAGAGGAAUGAGCUAACCGAUCGCCGUUUCAUAGGCCUCAACAAGUGCCCGGCGUGCUUUGGCACGAGCUGGUGUCGCAAGUUCAUGAACGGGCAGGUAUCUUUCGAAACGUGGGGACGCUUGCGCAUCCUCGAUUUCUUCAACGUGAAGAACGUCUAUUUUGCCCAGUACGGGGAACCCAGGGAAGGCACUCGGAGGGUGGUGCUUAAACGUCUGGGCUCCAAUCAGGAGCUCGCUGACAUCGAUCAGAAAAUCUGCAAGAGGGCCACCGGAAGGCCUCGCUGUGACCUCAUCCAAGCCAUGUACAAGACAGAAUUUGCCCGUCUGAAUGGUGACGUAAGACUACUGACUCCUGAAGUGGUGGAGGGUUGGUCGGACUUGGUCCACUGCCCAUCCCAGAGACUGCUUGACAGAUUGGUGCGGAGAUACGCCGAAACAAAGGACUCCGGAAGCUUCUUGCUGAAGAACUUGAAGGACACAGAGAGGAUGCAGCUGCUCAUGACUUUGGCCUUCAACCCUGAACCGCUGGUGUUGCAGAGCUUCCCCUCUGAUGAGGGCUGGCCGUUUGCCAAGUACCUGGGGGCCUGUGGGCGUGUGGUAGCGGUGAAUUACGUGGGCGAGGAGCUGUGGAGUUUUUAUAACGCUCCCUGGGAGAAGAGGGUCGACCUGGCCAAGCAGCUGAUGGACAUCGCUGAGCAACUCACCAACAACGAUUUCGACUUUGCCCUCUACCUCCUGGACGUCAGCUUCGACAACUUCGCCGUCGGGCCCAGGGACGGGAAGGUCAUCGUGGUGGAUGCCGAGAACGUCAUCGUGGCAGACAAGAGACUGAUAAGGCAGAAUAAACCAGAGAACUACGAUGUGUGGUACGAGAGUCGUUUUGAGGACUGUGACAAGGAGGCUUGUCUCUCCUUCUCCAAGGACGCUCUCUGCUCCCGAGUCACCGUCGACCACAACUACUACGCCAUCUGCCAGAAUCUUCUCUCCAGGUAUGCCACAUGGCGCGGCAUCACAGGUGGUCUCCUCCACGAUCCCCCUGCCGACGUGCUCAAAGACGGCCGCCUGGAAGCGCUGCUGGACGAGUGUGCCAAACCCCAGAAGCGCUACGGCCGCUUCCAGGCAGCCAAGGAACUGCGGGAGUACCUCACACAGCUUUCCAACAGUGUGAGGUAG
Messenger RNA from Chanos chanos (milkfish), 1290 nucleotides. It is a transcript of the gene dipk2aa, whose product is annotated as divergent protein kinase domain 2Aa. Lineage: Eukaryota; Metazoa; Chordata; Actinopteri; Gonorynchiformes; Chanidae. The record is from RefSeq and is a predicted model, not a curated record. The transcript has 3 exons. Bases 1 to 1290 code for a protein of 429 amino acids.